AUGGUGAUGUCGGUCGGGGUGACGUCCUCGCGCUCUGAGCUGACAGAGCCAGGCUUCGAGAACGGCACUGCCAGCCCCUCCCCAGUGAGCCCCAUGGGCACAGCCGGCUCCCCGAUGGCCCAGAGCGUCGUUUAUGCAGACCUGAGGUUCGUGAAGGCCCCUCGGGGGAACAAUACGUGCUCCAGGUCCCAGGAGGCAGCGCCCGCAGACGAGGACGAUGUGGAGCUCACCUACGAGAACAUCUGGCCGGCCCAGACUGGGGAGGUGGAGCAGGGGCAAGGUGCAGAGCAGAGCAAAGAGGCCGGGUGGAGCACGCGGUACCUGCCCCUCGGCCUGCUGGGGAUCUGCCUCUUCCUCCUGGCCACCACCAUCGGCCUGGGGGUUCGCUACUGGCAGGUUUCCCAGCAUCUGCAGCAGGCGUCCCAAGCGCAUGAGGCAGAGAGCAGCCGCCUCUCCCAGCAAGUCAGCUCCAAGAGGGCGACCCUGGCGCAGACGGCGAGGGAGCUGGAGCAGGCCAGGCAGGAGCUGGGGCAGGCCAGGCAGGAGCUGGGGCAGGCCAGGGAGGAGCUGGAGCGGAUGCAGCUGGAGAUGAACGGCACCCAGGAAAAGUUGCUACAGCGGGAGGCUGUGUUGGAGGGAACGAAGGAGGAGCUGGCGAGGGUACAGGAAGAGAAGAGAGAAAUUAAAGAGAAGCUGAACCAGACGAAGAGUGCCCUGUCCAGCAUCCGCCCCUGCGAGCAGACAGACUGCUGCCCAGCAGACUGGGUGUUGUACAGAGGAAAUAGCAUGUUUCAGUACUCGAGGAGAAGGUAUUAGGAGAGAAAGCAGAAAGGUGUGAACGAAAUCAUUGCUCAGCUUCUUAUUGCCAAUCCUGGGACACGGAAGAACGCCGAAUUUUCUAAAACAUACUGAUGUGCAGUAUUGGAUUGGACUCAGGGGAGACAGGCCUAUAGGAUCAUCGUGG
Chelonoidis abingdonii (Abingdon island giant tortoise) is the source of this 964-nucleotide messenger RNA. RefSeq names its product CD72 molecule (gene CD72). Gene Ontology annotation, cellular component: plasma membrane. Lineage: Eukaryota; Metazoa; Chordata; Testudines; Testudinidae. The record is from RefSeq and is a predicted model, not a curated record. Gene Ontology annotation, molecular function: transmembrane signaling receptor activity.